Symbiodinium sp. CCMP2592 is the source of this 735-nucleotide messenger RNA. NCBI's taxonomy places the organism in Eukaryota, Dinophyceae, Suessiales, Symbiodiniaceae. The record is from the annotation of a GenBank genome assembly.
AUGGCAUUGAUGAUUCCGACGGUGGUGACCAAUUUGAUGGUGAUGGGUCCUUUCAUAUUGUGGGAUCACGCCUCAGAGGUGCAGGAUUUUGAUCAGUCAGCCUCGAAUUGGGCUCCGUUUCGAGAGAACUGGAAGUUGGUGCUGAAGGCCGGGAAGACAUCGAAGCUGGGCUUCUCCUCUCCGUUGUGGACCAACAGCGAUCUGCUGAACAAAGAUUCCGCGGAAGACAAAGCAGAGGAUGCCAAGUACGACGCUUUCAACACGGUGCCGUUCAAGAAGAUUCGCAUGUGUGUCGACGAACCGAAGGAAAACUGUGUGGAGCACGAGUUCAAGAAAGAGUAUGACAAUGCCAAAGCCUUGUUCAGCGGCAAGUACAUUAAAGACACGAAGGUGGAUAAAAAAGGAAUCCUUAAGGCCUUCAAGGUGAAGAAGGGCACUUACCAGGACUGCCCCAUGCAGAGGCCUGGCUUCAACAUCGAGUGCAACGGCGGCAACAAAGCUCGUUGGGGCUACUGCAACAACUGUGCCACCCAGGCGUGUCAGAACAACGACAACGACGAUGCGGACGGCGCGAUUGGAAUUGGGAUCGCAGGCCAGUCAACCAACGGCGAGCUUGGAGCAGGCUGGACUGCGUACUUCGCUUCCCCGGGAGGGCAGUGCACAGCCAACGGCAAGACACACAAGGCUGUGCCUUGGCACCGUGCCGCUUUCGGAACGUUGGGUAGGGCCGGGUGA